Messenger RNA from Teleopsis dalmanni, 4686 nucleotides. RefSeq names its product octopamine receptor beta-3R (gene Octbeta3R). The record is from RefSeq and is a predicted model, not a curated record. NCBI's taxonomy places the organism in Eukaryota, Metazoa, Arthropoda, Insecta, Diptera, Diopsidae. Gene Ontology annotation, biological process: adenylate cyclase-activating adrenergic receptor signaling pathway. The transcript is spliced from 8 exons. Gene Ontology annotation, cellular component: membrane. Gene Ontology annotation, molecular function: octopamine receptor activity. The coding region runs from base 125 to 4339 and encodes 1404 amino acids.
CAACAAAUACAUAACAUAAUAGCAAUAAGCGCAUUUCUCAACCAACAUAAAGAGUCCUUAGUCAAUUUAGAUACAAUUUUUGUUAGUUACGCCCAUUACCAAUCGUACGUAUGACAAAUACACAAUGUCAACGCUGUAUCAUGUUGCUGACUCGGAUUUGUCUCUUAGCAGCACUUACCCCAAUGUGGAAACGGCAGCUGCCGAAACUGAUGCUGCUUUAACAACAUUUGAUUCUGACUUGGAUGCCAGUACAUUUGAUAUUGAUUUCACAUCAACUGCACUGACAACCACAACGGCAACUAUAUCAGGUAUAUCAGCAAGGAACGCUAGUUUUUUGUUGCCCGAAUUGUCGAAUUGGACAAAUACAAUAGCAACAACAACAGCAACUGCCAUUUCGAGUGCAAUACCAACAACGGCUGUGGCAGCAACAACAGCAGCGAAGUCAGCAAUAAAUACAUUUAAAGAUACUCUAAUACAAGCACAAACAGCACUAACAACGACAAUUCCAUCAGCAACUCCAGGAACAGCAACAACAAGUAUAGCAGCAGCAAUUAACAGUUCGAAUGUUCAUCCAACCUUAUAUCCAUUUAAUGGCACAAACACAAACGAUGGCACAGAUAUCCUUGAGGAUAAUUGGUUCAACUUGUUGCUUCUCAUAUUGAAAGGAUUUAUAUUUUCGUCCAUCAUCCUAGCAGCAGUACUUGGAAAUGCUUUGGUUAUUAUAUCAGUGCAACGUAACCGAAAGUUACGCGUCAUAACAAAUUAUUUUGUUGUCUCCUUGGCAAUGGCUGAUAUGUUGGUUGCACUUUGCGCGAUGACAUUCAAUGCAUCCGUGGAGCUCUCAGGUGGCAAAUGGAUGUUUGGACCAUUCAUGUGUAAUGUAUACAACAGUCUGGAUGUGUACUUCUCAACAGCGAGCAUAUUGCAUCUGUGCUGCAUAUCAGUGGAUAGAUACUACGCCAUUGUACGCCCACUCGAGUAUCCCUUGAACAUGACACAUAAAACAGUUUGUUUUAUGUUGGCAAAUGUUUGGAUAUUACCGGCGCUGAUUUCGUUUACUCCCAUUUUUCUUGGUUGGUAUACCACAGCCGAACACUUAAAGCAGGUGUCGCUGAAUCCGGAUCAAUGCUCUUUUGUAGUCAACAAGGCCUACGCGUUAAUCUCGAGUUCGGUUAGCUUUUGGAUACCAGGCAUUGUUAUGUUGGUGAUGUAUUGGCGCAUUUAUAAAGAAGCGGUACGUCAACGUAAGGCCUUAAGCCGCACAAGUUCAAAUAUUUUGUUGAAUAGCGUGCACAUGGGACACACGCAACAUGCUACAAAUCUGAAUUACUUACAUCCCAGUGACUGUGAUUUGAAUCUGACCAAGGAGGAAACACACAGUGCUAUCAGCAAUUUAGAGGAUAUACUGCCGCAAACUGAUGAUGACGAAAGAGAUGAAUGUGAUGAGUUACGUGUUCCUUCACCACCUCCACGACGUCUGAGUCGAAGUAGCAUUGAUUUACGCGAUCUAGAGCAAGAGCGCUAUGAGAAAGUAACACACACAGACAGUGCUCCAUCCAUGAUUGCACUACACUAUGCAGCCCAACAGCAACUGCAAGGCGGACAAGAAUCAACUUUCAGUCCUCAAUUAAAAGCAGAUGCACUCUAUGAUAUAUCUCAGCCAUUUCCCUCCAAACCACUAAACACAUCUUCAUCACCCAUACAUUCCAACAGCAAUUCACCCACAGCACAAACAAAACAACAGCACAAAAGAAGCAAACAGCAAAAAGGUUGUGAAUCUGAGCAAUAUCAAAUUUUCGGCUUGAAUAGCGAUGAUAGUGAGUCGAAUGAUUACUAUGACAGCAUACUGAAUUUAAAGAUAAAACAACAGCACCAACAGGCCCCAAUGACAUUUCUGCCAAUCGCAGAGGAUAAUAAAGAACUUAAGCGUUUAAUUGAAGAUAACUAUUUGUACUACAAGAAGCAAACAACGGCAGGCGAUGCUAAAACUACUGCAGAAAUAAUGCAAUGUGACAGCAAGUUUCCCGCUUUGAGUGAAACUGAUUUCAUCAAAAUGAAAAACGGCGAAAAUCGUAACCGAAGUGGUGACUCACAGAAGAAACCGUUUGCGCUGAGCGACUCCGAGUUUCUCAAAGCUUUGAAUGAGACAAAAUCGAAAAGGAAGUUAUUGGAAUCACUGAAGGAAGGCAGCGUCAAAGAACAGAAAGGUUUCAAUAUUAUGUCAUUAUUAACGAAAACUAAACGUUCCAGCACUGAAUGUUUCUCCAUUGAGAAGAAACGUCAUCAAGCAACUUCAGAAGAAAUACGCAGCAGUCGUACAAAUUUAUUUAGACGCUCGCGCAAUCGAAAGCUAUCACAUAGCUAUAAUGGUGCUAUUGGAAAUAGAGAACGCAAAGCAGAUGCACGUUCUAGGCAACAUAGUGAUACAGAUACAGAUAACUUUAACGUUAUACUGCCAAGCAUGCAUACAGAAAGUCAAGAUAAUCCAGGUCGUUUCAACACACCUGACAUACUAUUAGACAUUAAUGUACUUAACGAACAAACCAAUACCAACACACAAGAUAUUGUGCUAAUACAAACAAACGAGUUUGAAGCACUAACAUCACCCAAACAUCACAAUAUCACAUCCAUACAACUUAUAGAUUUGGGCAGUAAUAGCAUACAGGAAGUUGGGAGUGAUGAUUUUGCGCUAUUGGCUGAAUGUUUUACAGAAUCUCCACAUAUACCGGCGACACCGCCUCCAUCACUUUCACCGCCUUCGCUCAAUGAACCCGUCAUAUUAGAGCAGCACAAUCAAAUUCAACAGGAACAACGAAUUGUUGAACUACCAGACAAAAACAAUUUAAUAAUCACAUCCAGCACUGAUUUAGUAGAACUCUUUCGCUCACUUAGUUUUCCUGUGGCUGAAAGACAACCUACUGAUCUAGCACCACGUAGAAAAUUGCAUUCAUCUACAACCUCCAGCGAAUCUAAACACAAAUCAACACAACAUAUCAAACAACGUUUAAGCACACUCAGUGAUCAGGUGCUCGUGGCAAAGAGCAAUACGCACUUCUUCAUGUCCCCACCAGCAACACCAAAUUUCAAUUCUGCUCAACAUUUACCAGCACUCAAACCAUUAAACUACCAAAACACACAAAAUAAUCCAGUCAAUGUGUACUUUCUCUCGCCACCACCCACUGCAGCAGCACAGCAGUUCACCAUUCUUUCGCCUAGCAGUAAUCAAUUCAUAAGUGAUACUUCCACUGUUUCAUUAGAUAUGGUCACUUCACUACCAAUUCCACAACAACAAGUUAUGCAGCCGACACUUAUAGUACCUACAGCCAGCACCAUUCAAAACAUGCCACCCAAACCGGAAAUCAUACUCGACUCAACGCUUUCGCCAACUUCCAUACACAGCGGCAAUAAUGGGGUGGAUGGCUCUUUGGUAGGAGAGGACAAAGACUUAACAUCGCCAAUAUUCCGACGUCAGAACAGCGAACCGGAAAACUCACUCACAACUACCUCAGCUGGAAAGCAUCGUAGUAGUUUACUGACAGGCUAUGAAGGCAUACAAACCGUACGUAAACGCCAAGCCUCAGUGGUUACAUACGACGUAAAUGUCAUAAAUUUCUCACAAGACAACAGCGAUUGUCGCAGCUACAUUCCUUUAGGACGUGUUUCGACCAGUUCAGCAAAACCAGAUAUAUCUAAUAAAUCAUCCCUAACAAGACGUGGUGGCAUCUGUAUUUUUGUUGAUGAAGAUGAAAUUGAUAUGAUAGAGCAGAACAAUGGCGAUAGCCAAUUGAAAAGUAUUACGUUUAAAAAUCCAUACAACAACAGCACAAAAUCUCGCACAAAUAUUGGCAAAUGUCGUUUAUGUGGUGCCGAUUUAAAAUCGAAUAUAUCCGCACAAAACGAUAAUCCAGUCACUAAUCAAAAUCAAACAACAGCAAAGCACAAACGUUUUUGGCAAAAAAAAAUCUGGCAACGUGCUAAACGGAAACAAUGCCUUACCAGAUGUAAAUGUGGCGCUACCGGUGGUUCUGUUAGGCCCACAAAAGGAUGGAAGGCUGAACAUAAGGCUGCACGCACUUUAGGGAUUAUAAUGGGUGUUUUUCUACUUUGCUGGUUGCCAUUCUUUUUGUGGUAUGUUAUAACUUCACUAUGUGGUGCUGCCUGCCCUUGUCCAGAUGUUGUUGUGGUGGUACUAUUCUGGAUCGGUUACUUCAAUUCAACUCUGAAUCCAUUGAUUUAUGCGUAUUUUAAUCGGGAUUUCCGAGAAGCUUUUCGCAAUACACUGGAAUGUGUUUUACCUUGCCUACAAAAGCGCAAUCCUUACAAUGCUUAUUAUGUGUAGCAGUUCAAAUAAAUGUAAAUAAGACGGAAUAAACCUAUUCAAAAUAAUGCGCUUUCCCCACUUAAGAUUAUACAUAGAUUAUAGAAAUUGAUUGCAAUAAAAAAGUUAUAAGUUUUUAAUUGCAUUGAAUUUAUAUUUAAAAAAGGACGAGACGUAUAAUUUAAAGGAUAUUAAGAAUGCACGUUAUGCCGAACAGAUAACCAUCGUUUUUUUACUCCUUGGUAAUUUGGUGUACGUUUAGAAGUGCUUAAGUUAACUACGAUGUCGUCAUUAUAUUAUUUAAUUAAGAUUUGGUAAUUUGGUAAGAAGGUUUUAUGAUUUUAUUAGUAUAAAGAAAUUAGGUUUAA